AUGAUUGACGCCAAAGCAAUCGAGACUGUCCUCGCCAUCUUCCUCCCCCUGAUCCACGCACACCGGCAAAAGACCCCAAAGCCGUUCGUCCUGGGCCUGUCUGGUCUGCAGGGGAGUGGCAAGUCGACAUGGGCUGGGGCUCUCUCCCAGGCCCUGACCACUCAGCACAACCUCAAGACCAGGAUCGUAUCACUGGAUGAUCUCUACCUCGACCAUGCCGAGCUCGUGGCUAUCCGAGAGGCGAACCCGCAUAAUGGGCUUCUUCAGAGUCGAGGACAACCUGGGACUCACGAUGAGAUCUUGGCCAAGGAAUUCUUUACCAAGCUUGGGGACUUUAACACUAAUAAUGGAGGCUCUGUUGCUUGGCCUGCAUAUGACAAGAGUCUUCAUAGUGGCCAGGGAGGGAGGGUUCCUGUGGAGCAGUGGGAGAGAGUACCCCUGGACCAAGGCCUCGACGUUCUCAUCUUCGAAGGCUGGUGUCUCGGCUUCAAGCCCCUAACCAAAGAAGAAACAACCCAAAAAUGGGAGCAAGCCAAGGCAUCUCCCGACUCUUCACUCACCAACACGCUCGCGGACCACGACCUCUCCCACCUCCUCCUUAUCAACGAAAACCUCUCAAGAUACUGCGACUCCUUCACCGGACCACAGCACUUUGACGGGUUUCUGCACCUGAGCACGGAUAAACUUGUUCAUGUUUACGAGUGGAGGCUGGAUCAGGAGAAGGCGCUGAGGAGGCACAAGACUGGCAUGACGGAUGAGCAGGUGACGCAGUUUGUGCGGGGUUACAUGCCGGCUUAUGAGCUGUUCCUUGAGCGUUUGCAGGGUGAGAGUUUCUUUGGGGAUGGGGAGAAGAAGCAUGUGCAGGUUGUUUUGAAUAGAGAUAGGGAUGUGGUUGAGGUGAAGGAGGUGAAGUAG
Messenger RNA from Fusarium keratoplasticum, 915 nucleotides. RefSeq lists its product as uncharacterized. The transcript has a single exon. Lineage: Eukaryota; Fungi; Ascomycota; Sordariomycetes; Hypocreales; Nectriaceae. Gene Ontology annotation, cellular component: cytoplasm. The record is from RefSeq and is a predicted model, not a curated record. Bases 1 to 915 code for a protein of 304 amino acids.